CCAUCCUCGGCGCCCUCCGCGCUCGCGCAGCAAAUUCUCGACCACCGCGCCCCGACCUACACCUUCACAUUCACGCCCUUCCUACGCAAAACCCACGGCCACGGCCUGGCCCCAAACCGGCCCAUUUGCAAGUCCUUCCUCGCCGGCCACUGCCCCCUGGGCACCUCCUGUCCCGACCGCCACUCCUCGCCGUCCUCGUCCUCAAACCAAAACGCCAGCUAUAACAGCCUCGUCUGCAAGCACUGGCUGCGCGCGCUGUGCAAAAAAGGCGAGAGCUGCGAGUACCUGCACGAAUACAACCUGCGCAAGAUGCCGGAGUGCAAUUUCUUUGUGAGAAAUGGGUACUGCAGUAACGGGGAUGAGUGUCUGUACCUGCACAUCGACCCGCAGAGCAAGCUGCCGCCGUGCCCGCACUACGAGAGGGGGUUCUGCCCGUUGGGGCCGAAUUGCAGUAAGAAACACGCGAGGAGGAAGCUGUGUGCGUACUACUUGGCGGGGUUCUGUCCAGACGGGAAGGGGUGCAAGGAAGGUGCGCAUCCGCGGUGGGAGAAGAAUCUGGAUCGGCCUGUGCCGAAGAGUGAGAAGGCUGAGGAGGAUGCUGUGAGGAGGGAGCAGAUGGAGAUGAUGGAGGAGGACAGGGAGAUGAAGAUGGAGAGAGAGGGGGGUGCAGGGGGGCGGGAUCGGUUUGGGGGAGGUAGAGGCGGGAGAGGAGGGAGGGGUGGAUGGCGGGGCAGAGGAGAGAAGCGCUUUGGAAGGGGUAGGGGCCAC
Molecule: messenger RNA, 768 nt
Organism: Pseudomassariella vexata
Lineage: Eukaryota; Fungi; Ascomycota; Sordariomycetes; Amphisphaeriales; Pseudomassariaceae
Exons: 1
Molecular function (GO): metal ion binding; RNA binding
Source: RefSeq, a predicted model, not a curated record